Glycine soja is the source of this 1532-nucleotide messenger RNA. Its product is annotated as epidermis-specific secreted glycoprotein EP1-like. The record is from RefSeq and is a predicted model, not a curated record. The coding region runs from base 38 to 1345 and encodes 435 amino acids. NCBI's taxonomy places the organism in Eukaryota, Viridiplantae, Streptophyta, Magnoliopsida, Fabales, Fabaceae. The transcript has a single exon.
CACAUAGCACAACAUAUCCAUUUUAUUUACAACAACAAUGGCUUCUGUGCCUCAACCAAAAAUCUCCCUUCUAACCUUAUUCUUCUUCUCGUCCUUCACCAUCAUUGCGCAUGCAAUUGUUCCUCAAAACGAAACCUUCAAAUUUGAGAACUCAGGUGAACUUGGACCCUACAUCGUUGAGUACGGUGCAGAUUACAGAAUGAUAAGCAUCUUCAACUCUCCAUUCCAAGUUGGUUUCUACAACACCACCCCAAAUGCCUUCACUCUAGCUUUGCGUGUAGGGCUCCAACGCUCGGAGCAGCUAUUUCGUUGGGUUUGGGAGGCCAACAGGGCCAACCCAGUUGGAGAAAAUGCCACUUUUUCACUUGGCACUGAUGGGAACCUUGUGUUGGCAGAUGCUGAUGGCAGAAUUGCAUGGCAAACUAACACUGCCAACAAGGGUGUUGUGGCCUUCAGGCUUCUUUCAAAUGGUAACAUGGUCCUUCUUGAUGCACAAGGCGGGUUCGUUUGGCAGAGUUUUGAUCACCCCACAGAUACCCUUUUGGUUGGCCAAUAUCUUAGAGCAAAAGGGCCAUCCAAGUUGGUUAGUAGGCUCUCAGAGAAGGAAAAUGUUGAUGGGCCUUAUAGUUUGGUCUUGGAGCCUAAAGGGUUAGCCUUGUACUACAAGAGCAAGAAUUCUCCUAAGCCAAUUCUCUAUUGGUUUUCUUCUGAUUGGUUCACCAUUCAACGAGGGUCCUUGGAAAAUGUCACCUUCACAUCUGAUCCAGAAACUUUUGAACUUGGAUUUGAUUACCAUGUGGCCAAUUCUUCAUCUGGUGGCAAUAGAAUCCUUGGCAGGCCAGUGAACAAUAGCACCAUAACAUAUCUCAGGCUUGGAAUUGAUGGCAACAUUAGGUUCUACACUUACUUCCUUGAUGUGCGUGAUGGUGUAUGGCAAGUGACCUACACUCUAUUUGAUAGAGAUUCUGAUGAGAGUGAGUGCCAAUUGCCUGAGAGAUGUGGGAAAUUUGGGUUGUGUGAAGAUAACCAAUGUGUGGCUUGUCCAUUGGAAAAUGGACUACUUGGUUGGAGCAACAAUUGCACUGCCAAGGCUGUGACAUCAUGCAAGGCUAGUGAUUUCCACUACUACAAAAUUGAAGGAGUUGAGCAUUACAUGAGCAAAUACACUACAGGGGAUAGAGUGAGUGAGAGUACUUGUGGAAACAAAUGCACCAAGGAUUGCAAGUGUGUGGGUUAUUUCUACCACAAGGAGAAUUCAAGGUGUUGGGUAGCUUAUGAUCUUCAAACCCUUACUAGAGGGGCCAAUUCCUCACAUGUGGGGUAUAUUAAGGUGCCUAAUAAGUAAAAUAUUAAAACCUUGAUAUUGCGGUUUUAUACAGUUUUACUUCAAUUAAUUCCUAAUACUAGUUUAAGUUGAAAUAAAGUUAUGGUAUGAUUCUGUCCUCCGUGAAGAGAAGGACAUGGAUGUACAAUAAAGAAGUUUGUAAUAAAGUUUUGAUUGGUUUGGCUUAAAGUACGAUUCAUGUUUUUCU